Acanthoscelides obtectus is the source of this 693-nucleotide messenger RNA. Lineage: Eukaryota; Metazoa; Arthropoda; Insecta; Coleoptera; Chrysomelidae. The record is from the annotation of a GenBank genome assembly.
AUGAAUAGACGACAGUCGGCUGUUUGGCCAACAAAAGUCAUCCGUUCUCGAAGUGUUUCGAAAAAGGUGGUCGCGUCAUUUGUGUCAAAAACGGGUCAUAUUGCAACAAUUCCUCUUAAUGAGCAAAGAACUGUUACUGCGGAUUGGUAUACCACCAUUUGUUUGCCAAAAGUCAUCACCGAGCUUCGAAAAAUCAACCCCGAAAGAAGAAUCAUCCUCCACCAAGACAAUGCAAGCUCGCACACAGCCCAAAAAACAAGGCAGUAUUUAACGGAAGAAAACGUGGAAUUAUUGGACCAUCCUCCAUAUAGUCCCGAUCUAAGUCCUAACGAUUUCUUUACUUUCCCGAAAAUUAAAAACAGACUGCGUGAUCAAAGGUUUCAGUCACCAGAAGAAGCAGUUGACGCAUUAAAAAAUGCCGUUUUGGAUCUGCCAGCAAACGAGUGGAAUAAGUGCUUCGAAAAUUGGUGGGCUAAAGAACAUAGACAAUGGGCACCUCAACAAUGGUGUGCAAUACAAUGGAGUGAUGAGGCCCGAUUCGAAGUUUUUGUUGAAGAAUCGCUUUUACCAGUGAUGGAAGAAUGUUUGAUAUCCGGCCAAGAUUUUGUGUUUCAGCAAGAUGGUGCAGCGUGCCAUACCUCAAAAAAGGCUAUAAAAUGGGUGGAAGAACAUCAUGUACCACUUUUGAAAUGA